Molecule: messenger RNA, 1739 nt
Organism: Telopea speciosissima
Lineage: Eukaryota; Viridiplantae; Streptophyta; Magnoliopsida; Proteales; Proteaceae
Product: protein NRT1/ PTR FAMILY 5.9-like
Exons: 4
Coding region: 108-1691 (527 amino acids)
Biological process (GO): transmembrane transport
Cellular component (GO): membrane
Molecular function (GO): transmembrane transporter activity
Source: RefSeq, a predicted model, not a curated record
AGGUUUAGAGAAUCAGGGGAUUUUCUUGAUAUUGGGUUUCAUGUUUGAGCACUUGUUUGGUUCCUUAUCUCUUCCUUUUCACACUUGGAAGUUCAUUCCUUUGUACCAUGGAUGAAGGAAGUAGAUCAAAAGGACUGGGCAAAUCAUGUAUUCUCCUUAUAGUGAUAGCUGGUGUGGAGAGGUUUGCAUUCAAGGGAGUGGCUUCCAACCUCAUUACUUAUCUGACUGAUGUUGUAAAAAUGAGUAACUCCUCGGCGGCCAAAACUGUGAACAACUGGUGUGGAGUGACAUCCAUUCUCUCCCUAUUAGGAGCUCUUGUUGCUGAUUCAUAUUGGGAUCGCUACUCCACCAUCUUGGCUUCCUCUUUCCUUUAUGUUGUUGGGCUUGCAGCAUUGACAUUAACAGCUCUGCUAAGGGCAUGGAUACCACCUUCAAGCAAAACCAGCUCUUCAGUGUCUCUCUUUUGGUCACUUUAUUUGAUUUCCAUAGGUCAAGGAGGAUACAACCCUUGCUUGCAAGCCUUCGCAGCAGAUCAACUUGAAUGUGAUGACGAGUUGCCUUGUACCAAAGAUGACCAGAACACAAAGAAGAAAAGUUCAUUUUUCCAGUGGUCAUAUUUCAGUAUUUGUACAGGCAGCUUAUUGGGUGUUUCUCUUAUGUCCUAUAUUCAAGAUUCUUUUGGUUGGGGAUUGGGAUUUGCUAUCCCUACAAUAGCAAUGGUUGCUUCUAUUGUGUGUUUCUCAUGUGGGACUAGAUCCUACACCCAUAAGCAGGCCAAGGGUGAGAAUAAGCCCAUAGAAGAGAUUAUUCAAGCCAUCAAAGAAACUGUAUCAAAAGUGAUGAAUAGCAGAAUCACUUUGCCAGAGAAGGAAUCUGACAUGGCUGAGCUUGAGCUACAAGAGAGGCCACUUUGUGACCAAGAUUUUGAUAGCUCCAAAACAAUGGAUGAGAAUCCCAACAAUGAGAUUGUUACUUUUGAUGUGAAACUGCUAUUGAGGCUCUUGCCCAUAUGGAUCACACUUCUAAUGUUUGCGGUUGUCUUCCAACAACCAGCCACCUUCUUCACUAAACAGGGAAUGACCAUGAAGAGGAACAUUGGAAACAGCUUUGUUAUCCCUCCUGCAACACUACAGAGUGCUAUUACAAUCUCAAUAGUACUUCUAAUGCCUUUAUAUGACAAAGGGAUCAUACCCUUUAUACAGAUUAUCACAAAAACCAACAAAGGGAUCAAUGUGAUGCAAAGAAUGGGAAUUGGGAUGGUUCUGUCAAUUGCUGCCAUGGCUAUAGCUGCAAUUGUUGAAACAAAGAGAUUGAAGAUUAGUAGAUCUGGGUUUCUUGAAUCACAAUCAUCAACAUUGCCAAUGAGUAUCUUCUGGUUGCUACCUCAGUAUAUUUUCCUUGGCAUCUCAGAUGUCUUUACAGUCGUUGGAAUGCAAGAGUUCUUUUAUACCCAAAUGCCUAGUAGAAUGAGAACCAUGGGCAUAGCUCUGUAUCUGAGUGUUUUUGGUGUAGGCAGCUUUCUUAGUGCCCUUCUAAUCUCUGUCAUUGAGAUUGCCACAAGUGCAAGCACACAAAAAAAAAGUUGGUUCUCGGAUGACCUAAGUGAAGCCAGAUUAGAUAACUACUACUGGCUUCUAGCCUUGUUAAGCACCUUGAGCUUGCUAGUGUUUGUGUGUUUAUGUAAAUACUAGAGUGGUAUGAAUACUUCUGCCACUGGAAAUUGUAAAUAAGCUUCUUCU